Messenger RNA from Ziziphus jujuba (common jujube), 2544 nucleotides. RefSeq names its product external alternative NAD(P)H-ubiquinone oxidoreductase B1, mitochondrial-like. The coding region runs from base 880 to 2382 and encodes 500 amino acids. The record is from RefSeq and is a predicted model, not a curated record. Gene Ontology annotation, molecular function: NADH dehydrogenase activity; calcium ion binding. NCBI's taxonomy places the organism in Eukaryota, Viridiplantae, Streptophyta, Magnoliopsida, Rosales, Rhamnaceae. The transcript is spliced from 10 exons.
GUGGUUGGUUACUGUUUUUUCCAACUGUUCGAUUCAAUUCUUGGCUUGGAGUUGGAGCCAUUAUAACAUUUUAAAAUUGGGUUUUUUUAAGUAUUUCAGAAAUUGCUAAAAUAUUAAAAUUUUCUACUUUUUACUUUUUGCAAAGCUGGACUAGCAAGACAUUGCCCUGCCGUUCAAUGAUAGAUUCAUAUGUAGUAACAAAAAUUAUAUUCCUUUAACAUGUCAAAAUGAACGGCUACUCAAUCUGUUGAUUAUUUGGGAUUUGAAAUUACACGUCUACCUCAGUACAGCUGCAUAAGGAUUUAAGAGUGUUCCGUGUAAAUAAUCGAAAACUCUACUACUUAAACGGAAUUGAUUAUUCUCUAACAAGAGUUUUGAAGCAAGGGUCAUAUACCAACUUUUUAUACCGUGAAUAAUUUUCUAAAUCCUAUAGACAGAUCUAUAAUUAUCUAUCCCCCCCAAUCUGUUUUCUGUGUUGAGGGUCUUUUUCAUGGGAAGCUUUGCUUUUGCUAGAAGUUAAUGGGUUUUGUUAAAGGUGUAUAUUAUAAUGUGUUGGGAUGGUUACAUAAUAGUGUGUGCAAAAUUGCCUGUUUGCUGGUCCUUGAAUGCUCUUUGUCUAUUGUAAUCACCCUGAAAGCAAAGUUUUUUGAACAAAUCCUCCCAUGGGAUACGCUGACCUGUAACUCAUAGAAAGAUAUAUGAUAUCUGCAGCUAUAUCUCAAAGGUAGUGGAGGUCUUGUGGCUUACUCAGAAUCACAAUCAGACAUUGUUUCUCCUCCCAGUGUUGAUAUUAAUCAAAGUGAGCCCAGGAAAAAGAGAGUGGUUGUGCUUGGCACAGGGUGGGCUGGUACUAGUUUCCUAAAGGAUCUGGAUGCUUCAAUGUACGAUGUUCAGGUUGUCUCACCCCUGAAUUAUUUUGCAUUUACUCCUUUGUUACCUAGUGUCACAUGUGGGACAGUUGAAGCACGGAGCAUCGUAGAACCAGUCCGAAAUAUUAUUAAGAAGAGAAAAGGAGAAAUUCAAUUUUGGGAGGCAGAAUGUAUCAAGCUCGAUGCAAAAAAUAAACAAGUUAUCUGUCGAUCAAAUAUUAACAACAAUUUGGUGGGAAAUGGGGAAUUCCAUCUAGAAUAUGACUACUUGGUUAUGGCAGUUGGAGCACAAGUAAAUACUUUUAACACCCCUGGUGUCCUUGAAAAUUGCUAUUUUCUGAAGGAAGUAGAGGAUGCUCAGAAGAUUCGCAGAGGCGUAAUAGAUUGUUUUGAAAAGGCUAUCCUUCCUGGUCUAACUGAAGAAGAGAGGAGGACAAAUCUUCAUUUUGUAAUUGUCGGAGGGGGUCCUACGGGUGUGGAAUUUGCUGCAGAGCUGCAUGACUAUUUCCAAGAAGAUCUAGUCAACUUAUAUCCUUCAGUUAAGGAUCUGGUGAAGAUCACACUGAUCCAAUCAGGGGAUCAUAUCUUGAACAUGUUUGAUGAAAGAAUUAGUUCUUUUGCUGAGCAGAAGUUCACAAGGGAUGGUAUUGAUGUUCAAACGGGAUGUCGGGUUGUUAGUGUAUCUGAUAAGGAAAUUUCAAUGAAGAUGAAAUCAAAGGGAGAGGUUUUCUCCAUACCCCAUGGUUUAGUUGUGUGGUCCACUGGUGUUGGGACUCGUCCAGUUGUGAAAGACUUCAUGGAGCAAAUUGGGCAGGGUAAAAGACGUAUUCUAGCAACUGAUGAGUGGUUGCGUGUAAAGGGCUGUGAGGAUGUUUAUGCCAUUGGUGAUUGUGCUACAAUUGAUCAACGUAAAAUUAUGGAAGAUAUUGCAAGCAUAUUCGAAGCAGCGGACGUGGACAAGUCUGGUACCUUAACAAUCAAAGAAUUCAAAGAUGUAAUGGAUGACAUCAUCAUAAGGUACCCCCAAGUGGAACUCUAUCUAAAGAACCAGCAUUUGGGAGAUGUGACAGAUCUUUUCAAAGAUUCUGAGGGGAAUUAUAGGCCAGAAGUGGAUAUUGAACAAUUCAAGUUAGCCCUUAGUCAUGUGGAUUCCCAGACAAAGAAUCUGCCUGCAACUGCUCAGGUUGCUGCUCAACAAGGUACAUAUCUUUCUAGGUGCUUCAACCGUAGGAACGAGUGCAAAAAUAAUCCUGAAGGUCCAAGGCGUUUCAGAGGUCGCGGGCAUCAUCAGUUUCUUCCCUUUCAGUACAAGCAUUUUGGGCAAUUCGCUCCUUUGGGGGGAGAGCAAGCAGCAGCAGAACUACCCGGAGACUGGGUUUCCAUGGGACAUAGCACUCAGUGGCUUUGGUAUUCUGUAUAUGCAAGCAAGCAAGUGAGCUGGCGGACUAGGGUGUUGGUGGUAUCUGAUUGGACAAGGAGAUUUAUUUUUGGGAGAGAUUCGAGCGGUAUCUGAGGCAUCACUUAUUGGCUAUAAAUUUAUCUGUUAGUUUUAUAUGGCAUUUCAAAUUAGUGUUUGCUCUUCUGAUUCCUGCUCUUGUUUCGUGUAUAUGCUUGUUGAUAUCUUUUUCAUUUCUUUUAUUUGACAUUGAUUCAGAAUAAAGAAAUAUUUCUGAGA